Molecule: messenger RNA, 2634 nt
Organism: Portunus trituberculatus (swimming crab)
Lineage: Eukaryota; Metazoa; Arthropoda; Malacostraca; Decapoda; Portunidae
Product: protein Wnt-2b-A-like
Exons: 7
Coding region: 679-1821 (380 amino acids)
Biological process (GO): multicellular organism development; cell fate commitment; neuron differentiation
Cellular component (GO): extracellular region
Molecular function (GO): frizzled binding; cytokine activity
Source: RefSeq, a predicted model, not a curated record
UGGCGAGAGUCUUGCUGGAAAUGUCGGAGCCCAGAGUGGCGAGCGGGUGUGCGUGCGUGCGUGGUGGUGCGCUGGGGCCUUGAGUGCGGGAGUGCGCGGGUCUGGGUCUGCGGCGUGUGUGAGUGCCUUGUUCCCGUGUGUUAUGCUUCACUGCUAGCCACGUUACCCUUACACCUGGACGACUUUCCCACCUGUUCUUUGCGCCAAGGACACUGCAAGACACCCCAACACGUCUCUACCAACGGACAGUGAAGUGGUGGCGUGGCGAGCAGGGCGGCGGCGGCGGCGCUGACGGAGGAGGAGGCGGCGCUUCUGCCUGUGGAGGAGGUGGAGGCGGCGACGGAAGUGGUGACGGCGGCGGUGACGAAGGCGGCGACGAAGGCGGUGACGGAGGCGGUGACGGAGGCGGUGAGGGAGGCGGUGAAAGAAGCGGUGACGGCGGCGGUGACGGAGGCGGUGACGGAGACUGUGGAGUGACCAAACUGAGUGCUAACUGAAGUGGUGCCCCUGAGACAAUUCAUUCCAGUGCAAGGUGACCAAGAUCCACUCACGCCCACGCCCACACCACCACAGCCGCUCGUGCACGCCCGCGAUGCAUCCAGGGGCGGCGUGGCUCCCAAGGGCGCGGCUGAGCGUGGGCUGAGCGGCGCGAAGGACGGCAUGUGAGGGGGCGAGGCCAUGAGGUGGAGGGAGGCAGGCUCACUGGGUGUUCCUGGCCACCCGGGACUGGCUUUGUGGGCGCUGCUGCUGCUGCUGCUGCUGCUGCUCCUGCCCGCCCUUACUCCUGCCCACGCCGCCUGGUGGUUCAUGUCACAGCUUAGCGCCUCCUACACAUCUACGCGGGUUCACUGCAAGAACAUCCCGGGUCUCGUGCGGCGCCAGCGAGUCCUCUGCAACAGACACCCGGACGCGAUGAUGGCGGUGACGGAGGGCGCUGUGCAGGGGGUGCGUCACUGCCAGAAACAGUUCCAAGACGCCCGCUGGAACUGCUCCACGAUACCCCGCGAUGCCUCAGUCUUCGGCAGGCACGUCUUGAAGACAGGCACGCGGGAGUCUGCCUUCGUGUACUCCAUCAACAGUGCCGGGGUGGUGCACGCCGUGACCCGGGCCUGCAGUCGCGGCGCCAUCACCAACUGCGCCUGUGACCUGACCAAGAAGGGGAUCGACAGGGACUGGACGGGGCAGUUUACGUGGGGCGGGUGUUCCGACAACAUUCGCUACGGCACCGCCUUCGCCAGGAAAUUCAUAGACGCGAGGGACCGAGGCCAGAGAGAUUCCCGGGCCCUUAUGAACCUCCACAACAACCGCGCCGGCAGGAAGGGGGUGCGAAAGAAGAUGCGUCUGGAGUGCAAGUGCCACGGGGUAUCUGGCUCCUGCACCGUCAGAACCUGCUGGCAAACACUGGCGCCCUUCGGAGCAACUGCACGGUGGCUGAAGGGGCGUUACGAUGAGGCGACAGAGGUGAGCAUGUUACCGAGCGGCGAAGGACUUGUGCCUCGGUUUGGGGAACAUGAGGCCCCUAGAAAGAAGGACCUGGUAUAUUUGGAGUCCUCGCCUGACUACUGCCUCGCUGACUCCUCCUACGGCUUCACGGGUACUGGAGGUCGGCAGUGCAAUGUUACCUCGCGGGGGCCUGAUGGGUGUGACCUCCUGUGCUGUGGACGCGGCUACGACACACACCGGCGCCUUAUCACCACCAAAUGCGAGUGUAAGUUCCAGUGGUGUUGCUCUGUGGACUGCAAGACUUGUGAGAGUUGGAGGGAUCUUCAUUUCUGUAAACCAUGGGAGGACGGCGCCAAGUCCACGGCCUCCCCCCUCUGACCUGGUGACGCUAAUGAAGGUGCAGUGGGUGUCACGAGGCGGGUAAUCUACGGGUUUCGCUGUGUUUCGUGUCUCUGUUUCGUGUCUUCUUCCCUGUAAGAUUCGUGAGGUUUAUUGGUUUUUGGUGUGUUUGUUUAAAGUCUUCGCGUGGUGUGAUGGUGAGAUUCGUGUAUUUCGUGUUUUAUUCGCAAGUUUUUUUUUCGAAUUAUUUUGUUAGUUUUCUUUGUAAAAUUUGUGUUUCAGUUUCAUGUUUUCUAUUUUUUUUUUUCGUUAGUUUCCUCAAAAGAUUUACGACAUUCAUAAAUUCGUUUUCAAUUCUCAAGUUUCCCUUACACAAAAAAAGCUACCAUCAGUGUUAUAUUUCGUGUUUCAAUUCCACGUCCUCUAAUUCAUCGCCAGUUUCUUCACCAAAACUGCGAUAUUCAUUCCUUCGUGUUUCAGUUCUAAGUCUCCUUAUAUAGUAGUUCCCUUAUAAGACUUCCCCAUCCAACAGCAGAUUAGAGAACUCAAGAACUCGUGUCAGCAACCGUGUAACAUUACGAUACUCCCAAUUAACCAGGUUUUAUUUUUCAAGUCCUCUGGUGCACUGUUUCAUUUGUCAAGUCCCCUUAUGAAGCCUGGCCACUAAAUAUCACACCACACUCAGAGACACAAAAGCACAGUGAGUAUUAACGUAGAUUACUCGACUUAUGGGCAGAGCUGUACUAAAGACCAGCGUGAAGAUUGAAACCAGGUCACAGUGGUGGUAAACGUGACCUGCAUUGUGAGAUUGACCUGUGUAUGUGUUUAAAAGCCGUAUUCGUGACAUGUCUA